CAGAAACGUCUUGGAAUGGAGUAAAGGGUAUUAUACUAUUGUACUAUUCCUUUACGAAAAUUCAACAUGUUUUUAUGGUAGAAAAAGUGUAGUAACCAACGCUAACCUUGCUUUAUUUUCAAAAGAAUGCACUUAUUGCCUUAAUAAAGAAUAGUUGUGCCUAAAACAUGAGGCAUUCAAGUUAGAAUAUAAACUAACAUUAUAACAAUUAAGCAACCAUUGUUAAUUUGGGGUUACCAUGGUUUAGCUCUUAUUUGUAGUUAAUUUUCCUAAGGGUUAGUAAGGAAAUGGUGUAGGUAGACAGUGUAAGGUGCACAAAAGUAGACAGGUAGAAAAAAGUGGUUAAAAUGUGAUCGUUCACGGAACGAUUUACAGUCACUUAAUAAAGUAUCUAAAUUUAAACGAUAUUACAUCUCUAAGACUAUUAGUGUUAAUUGUGUUUGUAGAGAAAUAUCAGACUGGCGCAACGAGGACAUCUAGCGGACACGCGCGGUCACUGCUUUAGCACAAUUUGGCUUGUUUUUAAGUGAGGUGAACUGAUUGUAUUCGGUGUUCUGGUGACGUGUAACGGAAUGCCCAACCUUGCAAAAGAGAUUCAACUGAACAAAUCUUCCUUCCUUGGAGUUCAAGGCCAUCACAGCGAUCACAUUCAUGCGCUGUUCAUACUGAAGUCAGACGCGUUUCAUUGGCCGAGGACAGAGCUCUGGACGGGAGGGGCUUGGAUCCGGAUCGCAUAGUAAUAUCUCAUUCAUAAAUUACUCAAGACACUGGAGUAGAGCACUAUUGGAACAAUGCACUCAAUAAGAAGUUUCUUCUGUGGUCAGUGGAGCUCUUCUGUACGUCUUGAUGACAAAACAGUCAUAAUCACAGGAGCUAACACAGGCAUUGGCAAAGAGACAGCGAGAGACCUUGCAAAAAGAGGGGCUCGAGUCAUCAUGGCCUGCCGAGAUCUGGAAAGAGCAGAGGCAGCCAGAAAAGAAUUAAUAGAGGAUUCUGGAAACCAAAAGAUUGUGGUGAACAAACUCGAUUUAUCAGAUACCAAAUCCAUCAGAGCUUUUGCAGAACUCAUAAACAAGGAGGAAAAGCAAGUCAACAUCCUGAUCAACAAUGCUGGAAUCAUGAUGUGCCCAUAUUCAAAAACUGCAGAUGGCUUUGAGAUGCAGUUUGGUGUAAACCAUUUAGGUCAUUUUCUGCUCACCUACCUUCUACUUGACCUCUUAAAGAAAUCAGCCCCCUCCAGGAUCAUCACCGUGGCUUCUGUGGCCCAUACAUGGGGCAGCAUCCAUCUGGAUGACAUAAACAGUGAGAAGGGUUACUCUCCACGGAGGGCUUACGGCCAGAGCAAACUAGCUAACAUCCUCUGCACACACUCCUUGGCUAAAAGACUGCAGGGCAGCGGUGUGACUGUGUACUCCCUCCAUCCCGGUGUGGUGCAGUCAGAGCUGUUCAGGAACCUCAGCAAGCCUGUGCAGAUAGCAGUCAAGGUCUUCAGCCCUUUCACCAAGACCACUGUUCAGGGGGCCCAGACCACCAUCUACUGCGCUGUGGAGCCCAAACUGGACAAAGAGAGUGGAGGAUAUUACAGCGACUGUGCUCCAGCACAGUGUUCAAGAGAAGCUUUAGAUGAUGAAAUGGCUCAGAAACUCUGGGAGCUCAGCUGUCAGAUGCUUGGCAUAACUUGGGACUGAUGGAGCAAUCCUCUCAGUGACACUGUUAUAAAAGCCGAAUAAAAGCUUUUGGACUAAUGUCAUAGGUAAUGGAAACUGUAGUGUUCAUACAAUGCAUGAAUGAAUGCACUAUGUUUUAUAUUGUACAUUGAAUACUCUUUUUAAUACCCUGUUAUAAUUUCAAUAGACAUAAUGAACUGCUAUGAAUUCAAAUGUAUUUUGGUCUAUUAAAUAUUGAAUCUUUUAUUUGCAGUUUCUUUUUGCUGAUGAGGUGCUGUGAUAUCCACAGUUAAUGAACUAAGCAGAACUGCUCAUCUAAAGCUUAUAUUCACAGGAUGUUUGCCUUCAUGCUAGAAUAUAAAAGUAUGGAGCCCCCAAGGAGACAUGGUGACGAAAAAUAAAAAUAAAGCAAACAGAUGUAGGGGAAAAUGUAUUUAAAUGCGUUUUCACAUUCUCUCGCAAAAGUAUUGCGUUCCCCUGAGAAAGGUGAUGGUUAAUAAAAUUAAAUUUGGAUGAAAA
Molecule: messenger RNA, 2186 nt
Organism: Carassius gibelio (silver crucian carp)
Lineage: Eukaryota; Metazoa; Chordata; Actinopteri; Cypriniformes; Cyprinidae
Exons: 7
Coding region: 792-1688 (298 amino acids)
Source: RefSeq, a predicted model, not a curated record